AUGUCAAACAAUCGAGUCCAUGGCGACCUGAAUAACACCGAGGUUAUGAGGAAGACGAACUCUCUAGUGCCAGAUCCUGCAUAUGACGGAAAAACACUGGCCAUUCCGGAAGCAGAGGAUGAUGCAGAAAUCAGAGCAAAAUACAGACCGUUCAUCACAAGUCCUGAGGUGACGAGCAGCGAUUGGAUCGCAAAAUCAGAACUCAGCACUGCAUUGAAAAUGGCCGAGGCAGAUAUGGAGAAGACUGGUGGAGACAGAUUGAAGAUCCUGGUUUUAUACGGCAGUCUACGCGAGAGAUCGUAUUCGCGUCUAUUAGCUUUCGAAUGCUCGCGGAUCCUCUGGCGUCUUGGUGCUGAUGUUCGUGUUUAUGAUCCCUCAGGUUUGCCUGUCAAGGACGACGUCCAACAUCAACACCCGAAAGUUCAAGAGCUUCGUGAACUCAGCAAAUGGAGUGAUGGUCAUGUCUGGGUAUCUCCUGAGCAGCAUGGAAAUCUCACUGCGGUUUUCAAAAACCAGAUUGAUUGGGUUCCGUUAAGUACUGGAUCCGUCCGACCAACUCAAGGCCGUACGUUGGCAAUCGCUCAAGUCUCUGGAGGUUCGCAAUCUUUCAAUACGGUCAACUCUCUUCGAAUUCUUGGCCGAUGGAUGCGCAUGUUUGCUAUUCCCAACCAGUCUUCGGUCCCCAUGGCUUAUACUCAAUUCACCGAUGCUCAAGAUCCGGCAGACCAUGAUGCCUUUGUUCAAGCCGAAGGAGGCAGUAGACUCAAACCAUCAGGCAACAGAGAUAGAGUUGUGGACGUCAUGGAAGAGUUGUUCAAGUACACUCUAGUCAUGAGACAACAUUUCGACCUCUUUGGAGAUAGACACAGUGAGCGCAAGGAGCGAGAAGUGAAACGAUUGAGGGAGAUCGAAGUCACGAAAAAGGAAGAAAAGGCAGGAGUAGAAGGAAAUGCGACUAGCAUGAUCACGGCGAAUACUGUGAACGGCAUUGAUGUUAAGGGAGCUUAA
Messenger RNA from Aureobasidium pullulans EXF-150, 1008 nucleotides. RefSeq names its product arsenate resistance ArsH. Bases 1 to 1008 code for a protein of 335 amino acids. Gene Ontology annotation, molecular function: oxidoreductase activity. Lineage: Eukaryota; Fungi; Ascomycota; Dothideomycetes; Dothideales; Saccotheciaceae. The transcript has 3 exons. The record is from RefSeq and is a predicted model, not a curated record.